CGAAGUCAUAUGAGUUUAUCGUUAUCUCAAAGACAUUCAGUUAAACAAUGAAUAAUAUAUAUAAAGUUAUCGAUUGGUUUUGCAGUCGUUUAGUUGAAGAGUAGUAACACUGUAUAUAACUUAUGAAAUCGACAUUUAUUUUGUAUAAAUGAUUUUACGAUGCAUUUCAUUGAUUUACUGUUAAUAUCAAUACCGUAUUUGGUGGCCUACGGGUGCACCACCACCGCCGAGGGGAGCACCUUGUUCAAUUUAACACUUAUCCAUAACAACGAUAUUCACGCCCACUUCGCUCCGGUCAACGUCUGGAGCAGUCCUUGCGAUGAGAAGUCGCUGCGAGAGGGCAAGUGUUUCGGUGGUGUGGCCAGGAUUAUGGCACAGGCCCAAAGUAUACGCGAAAAACAGCCAAACAAUACCCUAUUCCUGAACGCCGGCGACAGCUUUCAGGGGACGGUCUGGUACUCGCUAUACAAGUGGCGGAUUGUCUCACAUUUUACUAAAUUAUUGAAAUACGAUGUCAUGACUGUCGGGAAUCACGAGUUCGAUGACGGGGUCGACGGUUACGCACCUUUUCUGGAGGCCACCCGACAUACCAUUCCCACCGUUUGCUGUAAUAUUGAUGUGUCCGCAGAGCCCAAACUCGUCGGUAAGAUCAAGAAGUCGAUUGUCGUCGAAGUGGACGGCCGUAAGAUUGGAAUCGUUGGAUAUCUAACGCCUGAGACGACGUUUCUGUCAAACCCGGGAAAUACUAUUAAAUUUAUGGACGAAAUCCAGUGCUUGCGAGAGGAGGUCCGCAAACUGAAGAGCGAUGGCAUCGAUAUAAUCAUCGGUUUGGGUCACUCCGGGUUCGUACGAGACGUGGAGAUCGCCAAAAGUGUGCCCGAAAUCGAUGUGAUAGUCGGCGGACACUCACACACUCUCCUAUACGACGGCCCGAAGCCG
Messenger RNA from Medioppia subpectinata, 939 nucleotides. NCBI's taxonomy places the organism in Eukaryota, Metazoa, Arthropoda, Arachnida, Sarcoptiformes, Oppiidae. The record is from the annotation of a GenBank genome assembly.